AGUGCUUGCGCGCCAUUGAGCAGCAACCUUGUGCACUUCACUGCUCCCGUCCCGAAUAUGGUCCCUUGCCAGCUUGCAGUUGAUGCCAAUACCCCCGUCUCCGAAGCCAGUGGCAACACUUUCUCAGCUUCGACAUCACCAGAAGCAGUUCCCGCCGGCGACCAUGCUUCUCCAAGCGUUCGUCCCGUGGAGCAAGACGACGAUUGCGAGAUGUCGGACGCACCCUCCGUCUCUGAUGACAACGAGGCCGACGCUAACGUUACAUCUCUCAACUAUAGCACAGGCACUGCUCCUGACGGCGGUGAAACACCUAAGCCCAGCAUCACCCUGAUGUUUAGCAGCUACGAAGAAGCCGACAGAGCAUGCCCUGGACCGGCCUGGACUCCGGUGCGUCCCGACAAUACGCUCCCAAAGACGCAACAAGAUCGUGUCCAGAUCGUAAUUCGUCUCCUUGAGGCGCUUCAGAACCGCACAGAUGUGCAUGACCGGGCCGGGUCCGUAUAUGGGUCACGCUGGCAAAAGAAAGAUCGCGCUGGCAAUUUCGUCGAUUACUAUGAUCCCGCCAUCAUGGAGAAGGUGUGUUGGGAUGUUCUUAAAAUUGCUGAAGAGAUGCACACGCAUCAAGGUGCCUCCCAUCUCCCCUUCCAUGACAAGGAGUUCAACAAGUGCAUCUACAAGACAAAGGACUGGACGUUUGGUACCCGCAUUGAUUGGAUGGUGAAGCUGAUGCGCGAUUUCAAGAGCCGCUGUGAGAAGUUGAUCAAAGGCGCCGAGCUGGCCUUGUACGUUGCAUCGCCGGAGGAAAUAUACACAACGAGCGAGCAGAACCGCAAACAGAACGACAAGCGUCAAGGGUUUCUGAAAGCCGGCCGAGAGAUUUCAAAAAAGGAGAAGGCUGCGGAAGAUGGUGCUGGCACCGGAGCGCCUUUUGUUGAUGAACUUCAGAGUGAGGCCCAGAGUGAAGCGGCCCCGAAGCCGGCAGCAACGCAACCAAAGUCCACGCGGAAAUCUCGAGCCAGCGCCUCCAGGACAAACAUCAAGAACUGUGUCAACGAGACCGGGGUGGAAGUCGACGAGGGUGGGGAGGCUGUGGCCGGUGAGGAGCCCAAGCCGCCUGCUAAGCCCGUGAGGAACCAGCGAAAGCGCACCCAGACAUCGCGGGCUGGCUCUUCCCAAAAAACUUCCAAGAAUACAUCGAGCGGUUCAGGGGACCAACUCAACCAGGCUGAUGAGGUGGAGGCUGGUAGGCAGCUGAAGAAGACCCGUGCUGCUUCGAAGAAGGCGUCAGAUCCCGCGAGCAAACCCACCGGGGUUCGCAAGCAGAAACGAAAAAAUCUUUAGGUCAGUCUCGGAGUUCCACCAGCGGCUUUUCGAGAUUCUGCGCUUUGGUCAGCACAUUGG
Messenger RNA from Westerdykella ornata, 1401 nucleotides. RefSeq lists its product as uncharacterized. Lineage: Eukaryota; Fungi; Ascomycota; Dothideomycetes; Pleosporales; Sporormiaceae. The coding region runs from base 58 to 1341 and encodes 427 amino acids. The record is from RefSeq and is a predicted model, not a curated record. The transcript is spliced from 3 exons.